This is a messenger RNA of Neurospora crassa OR74A, 1703 nucleotides long. RefSeq lists its product as hypothetical. The record is from RefSeq and is a predicted model, not a curated record. The transcript is spliced from 3 exons. Bases 859 to 1674 code for a protein of 271 amino acids. Lineage: Eukaryota; Fungi; Ascomycota; Sordariomycetes; Sordariales; Sordariaceae.
GCGUUUCCCCAGUGAUCACCUUCCCCACAAACGCCAAGAUCAACAAGUCUACAUAGUCCCCGACCUUGCAGACCCUACUCGAGGCCGAGACAGACGUGACAGGGUCCUCAUGCUCCGCCGAUCAGCGCUCUUUUAGGGCUGGAGCGGAGGAACUCUGCCCCUGUCGGGUAGAUGCUAGCGCUGUAUCUUCAGGUCUCCUCUCAUUGUCCAAUAGGAGGUGGACUAAACAGCUCGGUUCUUGACACUCCCGUCUUCUAGACGUCAAUUUAGCUCUUCACGUCGGCUCCUUUGCGUUGCCUUGCAUGGUGAGAAGGUCUGGAGUGGUCGCGCCCAACGGCGGAUCAACGUGUCGUGCGACAAAAUCGUAUGGUCUGUCGGCCUUUUCAAGUCCUGAACUGCAACCAAGAACCACGAUGGACGAACCGGAGUCUCUCCGCAAGAGCGGUCUGGGAUUACGGACGCAAGACAAGGGCUGGGCGUCCUCCACUCGUCAAUGAACUGGCGGUCGAAGAUCGACACUGAGACGCGAAACAGAGCGGUGAUAGAGAGGAACUUGCGGAGCUUGGUCUUACAUUUUGAAGACAUUCAAAUGCUUGAGAGGCGCUUAAAAGAUUGAGUGGCCGCUGUUACGUAUGUCAAAGCAUACCUCUGACCGUCUAUAUAAUAUGUACAAGUUUUACGAAAUCAAUUGCAAUUGAAUGACGGGACUUCUUGCAGGCCCAACGCUAAAGUUUUUCCAGAGCCUCAUCACCAACGAUACAUCAUCAUAUCGGGCAAUCAGUCAUCCUACAUCUAGAGCACUGUCAAGUUUUGGCCAACGGCGUCCUAUCAACCUCAAGGCUUCUCAAGUCCAACAAAAUGGACUCCAGAUCAACAACACCAACGCCCUUUCCAACCCUACCUCUACAGAUCCAACACGCACAAACGCCAACCACAGACCUCCAGACAAAUUUGUCACCGCCUAAGCCACCAUCACCGUACGGCAGCCUUCAAUGGACUCAGUACCUUUUCCGUCUUUUUACCCUCCUCACCUCCGCCGCUCUCCUCGCCCUCACCGUGUUCAUCGCGGCAAAAUGGGGACAAGAAUACCCGGAGAAAACAUACGCGGUGAUUAUGGCCGGGGCGGCGAUAGCAAUCAUCACAGACCUCGGCACUAUUUACUUCCUCUUUGUCAGGAUGUCACAAACCUCGACGCCGGUCACCAUCGCUGUCCUUGAUGCUGUUGCGCUGGUCAUGUGCGCAGUGGGCAUCCCAACCGUGAGGGGAAGUGUGUUCAAGACAGAGUAUGACACAGCUGUGUGGGCGUUGGCGGUGGUUGUAAUCGUCGAGAGGGCCGCAUCGAUGGCUACUUGCCUUUGGGACUGGGUUUUCAUUAGGAGAAGAAGGAACGAAGGGACGAAAUCUAUCAUCUUCAAGCAGGAGAUGGGCUCGACUUCCGAGUCUGCUUUGGCGGCGAGGAGACGGAGGAAACAUGAAGAGGCUGCUGGCCAGGGGGCCGCGAUGGCCGGGGCAGAUGCUGGGGCUUCAACUGGAGAGUAUUUGCAGCCUGUGAGUGCGAGGGCAUCAUUGGUUGGCGGUGGGAGACCCAGCUUGGUGCUUGCGGGAGAUAUGUCAGGGAGAGCAAGCUUUCCUAGUAUCAUUGUGGGUGGAGAGGGUGAUGAUGAUCGAGUAUGAAACCUGCUCUCCCUAGGUUUCAAUAUAAG